Molecule: messenger RNA, 1624 nt
Organism: Emiliania huxleyi CCMP1516
Lineage: Eukaryota; Haptophyta; Isochrysidales; Noelaerhabdaceae
Exons: 1
Coding region: 32-763 (243 amino acids)
Source: RefSeq, a predicted model, not a curated record
CGGAGAAACGCCUCGGAAGCAGGCCGCCUGAAUGCUCAGCCUCCUAUCCUCGUUGCUCGCCUGCGACCCGCCCGACUGCGACCGUGCGGACCACGGGACCUGCGGCAAUGCUUGCUGCAAGCUUUCCAUCCACUUGGACAAGGUCGUCACCACAACGAUUGCUGCAGCGCUGAACACCUCUCUGUCGGAGGGCGGGCCAGAUGGCCGGUUUCGCCUGAUGCCCACGCACGCCAAUCCGCACGGAUUUGCGGACCUGCGUCCGUACCACAUCUCGCGCAGCGGCGGGCGCGAGGUCCACUUCCUCGGCCAGGCGUGGCACGAGACCGAGAAGCACACCUACAACGACACCGUCAACCUGCUGGUGAUGAGCUUGGGAAAGGGCACGAUUCUGGAGGCCUUCUCCAUCAGUCAGGUGGGCGGCGCCUACGGCGACGACGGGCAAAACUUCAAGAACAUAGCCGUGCUAAUGAAGGGGCUGAAGAAGCUCGGGUACGGCGAGGCCGAGCUGAGCGCCAUCGUUUCCGAGGCGGAGCACGAGGGAUGCCCUCCGCCGGCAGGGGAGUCGGCACUCUGGGCGGCGGCUCCACGCAGCAGCGCGGGGGUCGUCUUGGGAGCCCUAGUCCCGUCCGUAUUCGCGCCCGCCGCCGGGCUCGUGCUGCUGGGGCUCUAUGCUGGAGCGCGGGCGGCGGCCAAGCGAGACGCGGCGCGCCAAGAGGGCGAGGCCGGCCUGCGGGCGGCCGGAGUGCCGAUGGCGAUGCGCUGAUGGACCUCUGAGGCUAAUUAGUUUUGAGAGGGAUGGGGGAGCGGUAACGUGAAUCACGUGUCGGGCUCGCCACCGGUGGGCCACCCCGGACUCGCGCGCGGGGCGGGCCGGGGAGCGAGAGCGAGAGGAAGAGAUCCCCCCGCCGCCGGCCGGUCCGGGAGACCGAGCAGGCCAGAGCAGUGGCGCGCCCUCUGUGUAGAUUCUAGUCGUGUAUGUGUGUGCCGCUUGUCAUGUUGUCUCACGGCAAACGGAGACAAGGACACGUGUACACCACCGCAUGCCUUACAUCAUGACCGGACUCUGCGCGCGAGGUACGCAGCGGAGCCUGCCCUGCGGGCCCUAUCACGGCGCGAGGUUGCGCCGCAGCUUGCAUCCCUCAGGCGGAUGCGGGCAAGCCGCGGGCGCGCAGCAGCGCGUUCCUCAGGCGCGAGUCGACGUCGCGCCUCGGCCGCUGCGCCGCGGACAUCGGCGCGCCCAGCGACGCGACUGAGUUGGUGAGCAGGUUGAGCACAAAGAAGGCGGCGAUCGGCGAGAUGUCGAGCCCUCCGAUCGCAGGAAUGACGCCGCGGAAGAGGUUGAGGUACACGUCCGAGAUGGUGAAGAUGGGACGGAGGAGCGAGACGCCCUGCGCCUGCGGCACCCACGAGAGCAGGAUGCGGAACGUGAUGAUGCCGCCGUACAGGCUCAGGAAGUUGAGGCCGCCGUCAACGAGAAGCUCGCCCGCGGCGCUGUCGCCGACGACGAGCGCGAGCGACGGGCUAGCGCGCAUGGACUGGCGCGGUAGGGUGAGCGGGUUGGCCAGCACGUUCAGGUGAGCCGACGCCAGCAGCGGCGCGGUGGCGAGCACCAGCAGAGAGAGGC